GCAAUCUUAAAAAUAGGAGAGGAGAGACAAGAAAAGCCCUAUAUUAGUUGAGAGUAGCAACGGCGGCCCAGAUUUGGAGGAACUUAGCUAACUCAGAAGAACCGCUCUUUUCUCUCGGCGGUCAGAACUAUCGGGACUCUCAUUCACACAUACCUCGCUCGUACACACCCACACCCACAUCCACACCACUGAGAUCCAUUCCUGCUUCCCCCCUUUCUCCUCCAUACUCGCCGAAACUACUAAGAUUCACCAGCUUUCUCAGGUUUAUGGAUGCACAUAAUGUCACAGCUUCUUAAGUAGUUAUAAUGGCUUUUUGAUCUUUGGAGCAUCAUUUUUGGGAGAAAUUUAUUGGCCAGUUAUUCAUUCAUGCUCUUGAAGAUUUGUUGUGGUCAAAUACGUUUAAAUAGAAGGACUGAGUUGAUUUUUGCGAGCUUUUACCUACACAAAUUUGGUAAUAACAUUACUGCCCUUUGUUGGGAUUAAUCUAUUUUGAUAGAUUUCGAACAUUAUUGGAGUAGUACCUAUACUGCUUACUGUUUAGCCUUUUAUUACUGCACAUAUAGAAGAAUCUACAACACAAAUGAGUAGUGUAACCGCAGAAGGUGUGCAUUCUAAAGAAAGUAUGUUAGAACAGGUGAAUGAUAUUGAACCUUUAGAACAAAUAAAUCAUAUUGAAUGUAAUAUUAUAGAAAAUGCUCAACGGGAACUUGGCACAUCAGUGUCCAGCAUCCUUAGUGAACAAUUGCAACCACUUUCCGAAAAUGUGGCCAAUGAUUCUCUUCCUCAACUAUCAGAACAACAUUCGUUCCCACAACUGACAACAUCAGAAAAGGCUGGUGAUUUUGGUCGUGAUGUCUGUAUUGAGCCAUUAGGACAUCAACCUGGCCGCAGAGACUUAUCUCAAAGGGAUUCCAGAGAUGUACGUGGCAAGCCGCAUGGACAAAAGCAUCAACCUAACACCAAGUAUGUAGGAAAUGAAGCACCAGACAGCUCUAUUCUUGGUAAGCACUUGGAAUCAUUUUCUGGAAAUGCUACCAAUGAUCCACUUAUUAAAAAUAUGGACCUGCUUCAAGAAGAUGUGAGCAUGAGUUGCCAGACUGAAAAAACUUCUUGCCCUCAACAAGAGACAUCAGAAUUGAAAAAUGAAUGUGGUGCUGGAAGCCAAUGUACUGAACCAUCUAAGCAAAAUCUUCACGUGGGAUCUAACCUCUUACACAAGGAAACAGGAGAAAAUAACACCAUUACCUUUGUUGUGGCUGAACAGCAUGAAUCUAUUUCUGAAAAUAGGACCAUGAUUUGUGAUGGGAAGCUGGUAGUGUCUGAAGGUGUGAUAAAAAAUUGUCAGACAGAUAAAAAAUCAUGCCCUCAACAAAGUAUGUUGGGGCAGACCAAGAACUAUGAUUGUGGAUGUGCACUUGGUGAGAAACUGAAAAGUGAAGACAAUCUUGGUUCCGAGCAUCUACAUACGUCUCCUGUUAAAACUAGCAAUGCAGCAUCAGAUCCUAUUGCUGCUGAACAUUUGGAACCACCACUUGGAGAUGUAAGCGGGAACCCUAUUAUUAGUAAACAACAAGAACAAUCUUCUGAAGAUGUGGUCGAAAAGUCUACUCUUGAGCAGUUUGAAACCUCCUCUAAAAGUUUAAGGAAGAACUCCAGCAAAUCAGGACGGAAAGUUAAGCGAACUUCAAAAUCAAGACAGAAAAAAUAUAUGUUAAGAUCUUUGGUUGGUAGCGACCGGCUUCUACGAUCAAGGACCCAAGAGAAACCUAAAUCUCUUGAACCAAGUAAUAUUUUGGGCAAUGCUAAUGCUGGUAAUGGGGUGGAGAAGAAAAAGGAGAGAAAAAAGAGAGGUGCAAAGAAAGUUAUAGCUGAUGAGUUUUCGAGAAUCAGGAAACGUCUGAGAUAUUUUCUCAAUCGAAUACAGUAUGAGCAAAAUCUAAUCGAUGCUUAUUCUAGUGAAGGAUGGAAAGGAAACAGCCUAGAAAAGCUAAAACCAGAGAAAGAGCUUCAGCGGGCUACAUCUGAAAUAUUUCGUCGUAAAUUGAAAAUAAGAGAUCUAUUUCAACAGCUUGAUUCACUGUGUGCGGAAGGAAGGUUUCCAAAAGGUUUAUUCGAUUCUGAAGGGCAGAUUGACAGUGAGGAUAUAUUCUGUGCAAAAUGUGGGUCCAAAGACUUGUCUGCUGAUAAUGAUAUAAUACUAUGUGAUGGUGCUUGUGACCGUGGGUUCCACCAAUUCUGUUUGGAACCUCCAUUGUUGAAUGAAGACAUCCCCCCUGAUAAUGAGGGUUGGCUAUGCCCUGGAUGUGACUGCAAAGUUGAUUGCGUUGAUUUGCUCAAUGACUCUCAUGAAACUAAUCUUUCUGUCGGUGACAACUGGGAGAAGGUUUUUCCAGAGGCUGCUGCAGCGGUAAGAGAAGGAAAUAAUCUGGAUCACAAUCCUGAAUUGCCUUCUGAUGAUUCUGAGGAUGAUGAUUAUGACCCUGAUGGUCAGGAAAUCGAAGAGAAGAUUGACACAGAUGAUUCAAGUUCUGAUGAAUCUGAGUAUGCUUCUGCUUGUGAUGAACUUGAGGCUCCACCUAAUAAUGAGAUGUCUUUGAGGCUCUCUUCUGAUGAUUCAGAUGACAAUGACUAUGACCCCAAUGCUUUGGACAUUGAUGAAAAUGUUAAACAGGAAAGUUCAAGUUCUGAUUUUACCUCUGACUCUGAGGAUCUUGCUGCCACAGUUGAUGAUAAUAAUGCUAAAAGGCUUUUAGGAAAGUCUAAUAAGCAAGGUUUUAAAUGUGGUGGAAAUAAGUCAUCUUUAAAGGGUGAGCUGUUAGAUAUUUUAAAUUCAGGUCCUGGCGAAGAUGGUUCCUCGCUUAUCUCAGAAAAAAGACAUGUCUCGAGGUUGGACUACAAAAGGCUUCAUGAUGAGGCCUAUGGAAAUGUUCCUUCUGAGUCAAGUGAUGAUGAAGAUUGGAGUAGUAGUGCUGCAACAAGGAAACGGAAGAAAAAAACUACAGAGCAAGUUGCUCCAAUGUUAUCAAGUGACUCAAGGGAUGAUGAAGAGUUGAAUAAUAGCUCUACAACUAGAAAAAGGAAGAAGAAAGCUACUGGACAAGUUGCUCCACGGUUGCCAAAUGGAAAUGCUUCAACUGAGAAGAGCGAAGCAACUAAGGAGCCCAUAAAUCAUAACCUUGAAAACCGUGAACAUAUAAGUAGGCGAAGACCACGCCAAAAAUCUAUGGUUAAAGAUGCAAAUGAUUCUCCUAGUAAAUCGCUUGUAGGCUCUCCAAAAUCUGCUUCCACUGGUAGUAGAGUAAAAUCAACAUCAUACAAGAGACUUGGAGAUGCUGUCACUCAGAGGCUGUAUACAUCCUUCAAGGAAAAUCAGUAUCCAGACCGAGCUAUGAAACAAAGUUUGGCUGAAGAACUAGGACUCGAUUCUCGACAGGUUAGCAAAUGGUUUGAAAACAUGCGAUGGAGUGUACGACAUUCAACAUGUAAAGAAGCAGGCAUAAGUGGGAGUGCUUCAGAGAGAAGCGUUCCAUCGCCUCAAACAGACAAGCAGCUACUUGAAUCCAAACAAAACAUUGAAGCUUCAAAUGGGGAACUGCCUGGGAUAGUUGAUGCAUUGCCAAAAACCUGCACUAGGAAGCAAGAUGAUGACAAAGCCAAAUUGCACACCAACGAAAGCAGUUGUCAUACCUCUGCAGCCCAGACCUCUGGAAGAAAAAGGGGUAGGCCAAAAAUCGAGAAACCAACCACUCCUGUUCUAGUGGAUGCUAACAAAACAAGUGGUACUAGAACAAGGAGCCGUCGCAAAUCUGCUCCUUGACAAAUAUAAAUGUUGAUCCUUGGAAAGAGAUCUUCUGGGCUAUAAAUUGCAGGAAGUACGGUACAAAACGAAUACCACUAUAUAUGCCAUUGUUCUCCCUUGUAAUUUUAAGGUGUCCCCAGUUGUUUGCAGCUGCUCCUUUAAAGAAAAAGUGCGUAUAGAUGCCGCUGGCACUGGAGUGUACUUAGAGUUUAUGUAAAUGUAGGCUAUUUAGCUCUUCAUCAGUACCAAAAUCAUUGUUCUUUAAGCAUAUUUAAUCAUUAUGCUCUUAUUGCAAACGGCGAGCGCAUUUGACCUUUGAGCAUUGAGAUAGACAAACCGUACAACCAAGAGAAAUUAUACUAAAUCUGUUUGGUAAGUUAGCAAAAUGUCUCACUUUUGUCCUCAUUUUUAUUAUCUUCUUCAAUUUACAGUUUAUGUAUUUGAUAUAUUGUAAACGUUCAUUAAUUAUUAUUAUUAUUUUUGUGUUUUUAUUA
Humulus lupulus (European hop) is the source of this 4293-nucleotide messenger RNA. Its product is annotated as homeobox protein HAT3.1. Gene Ontology annotation, cellular component: nucleus. Gene Ontology annotation, biological process: regulation of DNA-templated transcription; chromatin organization. The transcript has 9 exons. Gene Ontology annotation, molecular function: DNA binding; chromatin binding. NCBI's taxonomy places the organism in Eukaryota, Viridiplantae, Streptophyta, Magnoliopsida, Rosales, Cannabaceae. The record is from RefSeq and is a predicted model, not a curated record. Bases 581 to 3817 code for a protein of 1078 amino acids.